AACAGACAUGGAAGCACCUGGUGAAGACCUCCACAGUCACUGAGCACUGCACUCGCUCUUUGAACUGAUCUUCAUUGUCGAUACACACUAAAGCCUGCGCCUUUGUUCUCCCUGGAGCUCCACCGGGACCCCUGAAGUCCAGGGCACUGAUUCCCUCACCAGCUUGCGUGGCAGUCUGGAAUCACCAAAGCUGAUGAGGAUCUACUGACUUGACCAGUUUUGUUCCCAUUUUUACUUUUGCAAGCGGAAAGAAUGUCGGAAAGGGCCGAUGAUGACGUCAGGGGGGAGCAGCAGCAGCAGCAGCGCAGAGCGGCCAGGCAGCUGAAGCAGCAGCCACACUUCCAGCGGGGAGAAGCCUCCACAGCAAUGGCGACUGUUGCGGAGCGCAGAUCCCUGCCUAGUCCCGAAAUAAUGCUGGGACAGCCUUGGAGCAGCUGGGUCGACGCUGUGAAACUCUACGGGAGCGACGGUACAGAAUUGGAAGAAAGUUUGAAAGAGUGCGGGAAAAAUCGCGAAGCCAUGAGACUCUGCAGAGACGACAUGCCCAUCUUCGGCCAGUGUCCUGCACAGGAUGACUUCUACCUGGUCAUGUGCAGCCAUUGCAGUCAGGUAGUGAAACCCCAGGCCUUCCAAGCACAUUACGAGAGAAGACACAGCUCCAGCAGCAAGCCCCCAUCCAGCUAUGCCAGCUCCCCUGCGUUCGCAAACUCUCGAAGUAAGAGCAGUCUUGGGAGCAGUGGAAGCACACUGGCUCGUCCCUCCAGCGCAAACAGCAGUGUCCCCACGAAAAUUUUCAAAUCUACCAAAGAGAAGCUGCCUCACCGGAAGCCUCACUUCCCUUUUAGGGUGCCGUCAGAGGAGAGCCAAAUCCCUACCCUCAAAGUAGAGAAGGUCCAUCUGAAGGUGGAAUCUUCAGCCAAACUCCCCCAUGUACCCACCUCUUCUUCCACUUUCUCUUCCUCUUCCUCUUCCUCCAAUACUGUGAGCACCUCUCCCCUAAAGUCAGGCCUUAACUUCCCUUCCAUACCAAAGGCUCCACAGCUAGCCCCUGGCCAGAUCCCCAAUGGAAAGGGCCACCAAUCGUCCCAAGACAAGAAACAGGACAAUGCCAGUAGCAGAAAACUCUUGAACAAGAGACAAGAGCGAGAGUUUAAUCCAGAUAUCCAUUGUGGGGUUAUGGAUAUGACAGCACGUAAGCCAUGCACAAGAUCCUUAACAUGCAAGUCACAUUCCAUUAGCCAGAGGAGGGCGGUGCUUGGACGGCGGCAACGCUUUGACACGCUGCUCGCUGAGCACAAGAGCAAAACACGUGACAAGGAGCUGCAGUUCAGGUUGGACCCCUCACACCCAGCACCCCCUCUCAGGGACCCUCACCCUCCCCCCUCCCGCCUCUCACAAGACCCUCACCCGGUUUCCCAUGGCAAUGGCACUGCUGAUGCCACCAAGCCUUUGCCACCCAGCAAACCCAAACCUCACAAUUCUGGGCUUCCACGAAUCAACAGCAGUAACUCUCACAGUGGAGGAGACCUAGCCAUGGCCCACGACCAGGUCCACCACCCUCACCCGGCCCCUGUCGGUCCCGAGACAAGUCGUGUGUCCAGCGACGAGGGGGAGAAUGAGGAAAGAGAGGAGGCCACAGAGAAACUGGACUGCCAUUAUUCAGGUUACCACCCACGACCAGCUGCUUACUGCACUUUUGGAAGUCGAUUGUACGGUAGAGGUUGUUUUGCAUUCGACCGGCGCUGGGAUCAAGUACGGUGUGCUCUGACCACCAUGUUGGACAAGCAUGUCAACUCCCAAAUGUGGAAGAAAAUCCCACUGGCUUUGGAAAACUCUGCAACUGCACCAUCAGCCUCUCACCGGUCAAGCACAAACUCCCAUUCUUCCUCAUCCUCCUCCGUAUCCUCAGGCUUCCUUGGCCUGUCCUCACCGCCGCCUUAUGACAGUAAGCCAGUUCUGUCGUACGGCACCACCCUGAAUGCUCGCUCCUCUCCGCAAGCCUCUGCCACCGAGCAACCUGCUUACAGUGGCUCUUCUAGACAAGUGUCAGCCUCAUCACCCCAGAUGCCUUCAGCCCACUCGUCCUCGCUACCCUCGUUGGGCUCCAACCGAAUUCCUAAAUCCCGAUCUGGAACAAAGUCCUUCAGGGCUCGAGAGCCUUCCUCUAGCCUAAGCAACUCUAUCAUCAAGGGCAGUACUAAUAGCAGUGUUAGCGUCAGUAGUAGUGCGAGCAGUAGCCUCAGUUCGGGCAAGAAACGGAAAACAAGUUCCCUGCUAACAUCCCAUAGCACUUACCCCUCAGAAUCUUCCUCAUCGUUUAAGAAGAACUGUACGAUAAACUCGGCUAGCGUGGGCAGCGCCUACCAUUCCUCGCUCGCAUCAACUCCUUCUUCAACCUCAUCAUCAUCAUCGACAACGUCAUCAUCCCAUAGCGGGGUGUACAGUGUAGGGGUGAAUUGUACCCCAGGCAGGGCCAACUCUCUGAGCUUAAAGCAGGAGUCGACAGGACGAGGCCCAUCUUCAGGAAGCCCGGCUGAAUCUAUUAAACGCAUGAGUGUGGUGAUGAACAGCAGUGACUCCACGCUCUCGCUUGGACCGUUUGUUCAUCAGAGCAGUGAUCAUCAUACUGAUGCUCGUCUGGAAGCCAAAAGGAGGAAGGGCUCGCCCGGAUCAAGUAGCCUCAACAGCAUAGUGUCUGGAACAGGAGUGGGAGGUGGACAAGGUCCUGGCAGGCCCAAAAUGGCCAAAUCUCCAUCAAUCAACAACAUCCACAGCAAACACGCUCGCUCUAUACCUGGACCUCCAGGGCUGCCCAAUAAUUCACUCAUACAUCAGCCAAAGGCUCGUCCCUGACACAGGUGUGGAGGCUCUGAGCAGUAGGCUGGACCCAGAGCUCCCUCAGCCCCCUCACGCCACUCUGCACGAGGCCUUGUUUUUUCUCUUACUCUUCCCACAAUCCUCAGGGUGGAACGACACUGGGUGGCCCAUUGAUGUCCUUCAUGGGGAUCUCCUCCCAAAGCCAUGCAGGGGAUAAUAAGCCAGAGCGACACAGUUCUCCUGUCGGAGGUCAAAAUGAAUCUAUACAAUGCACCACUGGGUACAACGCCUGCUGCGCCGAGCAUAAGCUGCCCGAGCACUCAUGAUGGCUGGGCUCUGAAGGUACAGAUUUGGGCUAGUACGUAGCCUCACCAACACUACCAUGCAUAGGACGGAUAAUGCGAUGAGCUUCUUUGGGAAGCUUGGACAAACAAGAAUACUGGAAACUGAAAUCCUACUCAGCCUUGGAGGAAGUGUACAGGAGAGGAACAUCCCUACAGUAGACACACAAUCAACUAAAAUCAUGACACACUAGCCCUCCAUGGAAGGCUCCGUUCAAUCCAUUGAGCAGAUACACAUGACAGGAGUGGAGUUUCAACACGAGCAAACCUACAAUUAUGCAAACCUUGAUUUUUUUUUUUUGUUUGUUUACAGGCUUGGAAUUGUAUGGCAAACAGAUCAAAAUACCAUUAAUCCUACAACUUUUGUUUUUCAUUACUUUUGGAAAGUAUACGUCUAACUUUAGAUUAGAUUCUGGGUUUAUUGCAAGGGAAUUUUUAUGGAUUUCAGGCAACUUCAAAGAUGCUAAAGGAGAGUUUUAUUUUUAUUGCAGUUUCUUUUUUUGGAAUUGAACAAUUGGGAUUGAACUCCAACGUCCUGCAUUAGCUAAAGCACUUGCUUUUUUUUAUUUAUUUUCAUUACAUUCAUUUAGAAUUAUUUCAGCUUUGUGUCAGUAGCCUAGUAUGUCUUUACUGAAUAUCUGAGCAACAGUCAUCUCUAAGCUCUUAAAACACACUCUAGAAAACACUGUUUUAUUCUUAAGGUGUGUUCACACUUGUAAGUUUGGUUCUCUAGAUUAAUUUACCAAAAAAAGAAACUGACGCAUUUAAGUCCUGUUUCGCUAUCUAUGUAAGACCGAAACUAAAGAUGUAAAACCAAAACUUGUGGCUAUUAUUGCCUACAUUUUGUGAAAUAUCCAAAACAGUGCUGUGUUCUGGCCUACACAUACAUUUUUUGUUUAUUAAUUGUUGAUUUAAUCGGUGAAGAGUUUAUAAUAUCUUUAAAGGUGAGCUAGGAUAAGUAUUACCCACAUCUGUAUUAAACUAUUAUUGGCAACACUGAUUGUCAAGUAAAAAAAAAUAGGAAAAACAUCACAUCAUGUUUUUAUAUGUAUACAUUUUGUGUUUAUAUUUACUCAAAGCGCAUAAUAGUUUGUUUGGAAGUGGACCGAGACCUCUUUUCAGUCUGCUUUUUUAAGUGCGCACCAAAGUUUGGAAGACAGCAUUUACACUUCAUUCAAAUCGCUUUAACCCGAACCAAACCUGCCAAGUGUGAACACCCUUAAAGGUGCACUAAGCAAUAUUUGAGAAACACUUUUGACCAGUGUCAGACCAAGCCUAUAAACACGCUUGCAGCCUAUCUGCAGUAAGGGGCGUGUCUUAUGAUAGCAGAAAUGGUACUGUUGAGUUAUGGGCACGUUUUUAUUGGUGCUUUCAAAUCAAACUUCGCUUAGUGUACCUUUAACUCUGAGUACAGUAAGGGCUUGCUUCAGUAACAUUUUCAGCACAUGCAAACCUAAUUCCUGCUGGAUAAAUGGAGAACUUGACACAACCCAUCUUAGCACUAAAGAUAAGCAUGUGCUGAAAUCUAAAGAUACUAAAAACUGCAGUCUUGCUGGAAAAAUGAUUGUAGGCGAGUUUCCUGGUGACCUUUGUGCCGUUUCAGACUCAGAAAGGGGUUUGUGGCUGGUUGAUGUUGAGCCAUAGAGCAGCAUUACAGACACACUAUCAUCUCAGCAACGGAGUAGACAUCAUGACUCUCAAUACUGUGAGACAGUAGUCUGGCCAUCCGCAUCUCAUGUAAUGACCACUACCUUUACACUGCGACCCAACCUUCCUGCAUUGAUUUACGAACCGGAAGAGGUUAGUAGCUGGAUUUAAAUCUCAUUUUCAUCGUGGGUCUUUCUGUCGACUUAAAAAGGCAAUAGAUCCUUCUUUUUUUUUUGUGGAGACAAUAAGUUCUCUUUUAAACUUCUGUAAAUUCCUGAACUCCACUGAUGUCAGUCAGCAAUCGAGCUGAGAAGAGCAUGAGUUUUUAUUUAGGUUCUCGAAUUGUGUAUUGUUUUUCUUCCUUUGGCUUUUUCGUACACGAAACCGAAUACAAAUAUUGAAGUAUCCCUAUUUCAGAAUACAUAUUUUGUUAAAGAAUUGUACAUAUGGAGAUGUAUUUUUGCACAGGCAUUUUCGUAAAGGAUUUUUGGUACAAUUGAGAUCAUUAUUAUUUAUUUAGUAAAUGGAAAACAUUCUAAGACUAUUAGAAGUGGUUCACUGCCAAGCCGAUAAUGCAAUACGCCACUCUUAUCCAAACACAGCUUCUUGUUGAGUCACAUGUUGAGUUUCCCCUGAAAAGAUUGUAGCCACAGUAGUGGGAAAUCAUAUUUUUUAAAUGUUAACAUUUUUUGUCCCUCCAUGUCAAAUCGAGAGGUCUGAGAAUGUGAUCAAAAUGGCCCAUUCAACUGUGCAAAAAGAUUUCUGGCUGGAUGAUGUACUUUGUCAGACUUUUUAACUGGGAAAGGGGUCCUUUUAUCUUUUGGUCAUUGGAUUUUCACUUUAGAAACAGAUAUUGAAAAACGAGCCGUUCUUUGAUUUUCGUUUUAAACUCAAAAUCGAAUAUUGAAAUAUGAGGUGUUUUUCUUUCAUGAAGGAAAAAAAAACGGAAAAGCAAAAUUCAAAAAUUUGAUUUUCAUUUUUUAUUUCGACUAACAAAAAAAAAUCCCCAAUAAACAAAAACGAAUAAAGGCUUGUUUUUUUAUAUUCUGAAACCAGCAGACUCAUUAACAGUGAUGCUGCCACACACAGGCUAGCCUACUAUAGGCCAUUCUUUUUUUUUUCACCUAUUAAUGUUAUAAAAGGUAUUUUCUUGUGAUAACGGGAUUUUGUUACAACACAUUGUCCUCAUUAAAGCUGGUUAUAUAUAUAAUAUUGUAUAAUAUAAAGUUUAAAAUCACUUCCACUUCAGGAGUGACAGUAACAUUGGACAUUCAUUUGGAAUCAUUGCACACAUUUUAACAAGUCAUCUCUCCACGUUAUAGUUCGAAAUCAAAAUAAACUAUUCAUUUAACCUGAAAGGCGUUCAGCCUGUUUCAAAAACAAAGCGUACUGUCGGACGACAUUUCAAAAAGUUUGCUACAGUUGAUAAUGAGCUAUAAAAACACUGUUGUGUGCAUCUUCACCCAAAAUACAGCCUAUUCUAUUGCAUAAUAUAAUAUAUAAUCUAUAAUAUAAUCAUAUAGGCCUUUAUAUACACUAAUCAUAUGUAAAACAUGAAUUGAAAUGAUUAAAAAAUAGCCUACUGCUCUAUAUAGAUAGAUAGAUAGAUAUUUAUCAAUGCCUUAUAACUUUGAGCAUAAGCAGCACUGCAAAAUAGACUGUCAGAACAGCUGGCGCCGAAUAGCUCACAUUUGUGAAUAAACAAUUCAUGAAUUGUGUUCAUUUUAUGAAUUACUGUAUAGCUUUUAAUGUUUUAACUCUCUGGAUGAUGUCCAAUUGUUUAGGCUGCUGCUAUAUUUCCACAUGGCUAGAUGAAAUUAUGGAUAGACACACAAGCUUUAGUGAUGGUCCGCUUUUAAAAGACAUGGGAUGCUGAUCAGGGUGUUUGUAUCCUUGCUUUCAGAUCAAAUUAAUUAAGUUUUAUUUUAAUAUACUAUGACCUAUUGAAAUGUGCGUAACGAACAACUGUAUUAAUGCCUCCCUCACUUGAAAUGAUUCGUGGUCAAACUUCGGGAAGUGGAAGUAUUAUGGUUUUAACAAUAUUAAAACUUUCUUUUCAGAAAAGGGUUCAGUAAAGCAACGUAAUGCUUGCAUGUAACGUCAAAAUAAAAGGUUGUUUCAUUUAAAACAUGCUAACAAAAAAAAAAAAAAUAUAUAUAUAUAUAU
Messenger RNA from Danio aesculapii, 6971 nucleotides. RefSeq names its product ataxin-7. The transcript has 14 exons. NCBI's taxonomy places the organism in Eukaryota, Metazoa, Chordata, Actinopteri, Cypriniformes, Danionidae. Bases 253 to 2853 code for a protein of 866 amino acids. The record is from RefSeq and is a predicted model, not a curated record.